This is a messenger RNA of Schizosaccharomyces octosporus yFS286, 4339 nucleotides long. Its product is annotated as rictor. Bases 316 to 4191 code for a protein of 1291 amino acids. Gene Ontology annotation, cellular component: TORC2 complex. NCBI's taxonomy places the organism in Eukaryota, Fungi, Ascomycota, Schizosaccharomycetes, Schizosaccharomycetales, Schizosaccharomycetaceae. The record is from RefSeq and is a predicted model, not a curated record. The transcript has a single exon. Gene Ontology annotation, biological process: TORC2 signaling.
GUUAACUUCAAAUGAGUUGAACUGCAAUUGUGUGCUCGCUAAGAUUCGCUAACUCAUGAGUGUUGCGAGGAUAAUGCAACAAUACGAAAGCAAAAUAUUAAUCACUUACGAAACUUCAUGAAAAUAUUUCUUUCUGUGCAUAAAAAAACUGGAUCUCUUUUUAUAUGAGAAUUACAACAAAUUAAGCAAUUUACGAAGUGGUUGAGUCGACUGUACGUUUAAUUGAGCAAUUGCAGGCAAAGACAUUUGUUUCAUAUCGGAUGUGAGUCCUUAUACAAAGGUCCUUGAUGUUCUUUUCCUUUUUCGUGGAUAUCUAUGAAACAUAUGCGAUCGGAAAGCCAACAACCUGGUGCAAACUGUCAGGAAUCGAGUUCCAGAAUGGAUAAAGUACCCGGCAUUGUUAAAAACUACGACGAAAAAGUUGACCAAUUGAAAGAGAAAUUGGACAAUAAACGUGCAGCAUAUCGAAAAACUGAACGAUUGCUUAAUAAUUUUAGUACGAGAUUUAAGCAUGAGCCGAUAGAGCGAAGAGCGAGUCUAAAGGAUAACCUCGAAUCUGAUUUAGAAUCCUGUAGAAGAUCAAUCAGAGAAAUUAAGCUAUCUAUCGGAAAUUUUCGAACGGAUGCUCAAAACGAAGCUGCGGAGUCUGGUAUAACUGGUUGGAAUCCAUCGCUCCCGGAAGUCCAAAAUACAGAAACGAAUGCAAAAAUACAAUCAAGCACCUCUUUACAAACGGAUGUUGCAGAUUCAGGGAAAGAAGGAUUAAAUAUUUCAUCUAGGUUAGAUCCUAUAGUCACCCAGUUCGUUGCUAUCAACAAGGCUGAAGAUGAGGAUCACAAACCUUUGUCCGUUUUUCCAUCUAUUACUAACGAAACUCAACCUUUUCCGUCCAAAGAAGCAGCUAGUUCUAUUCUCCAAGAUUGGACGACAAUAGUACGAGAUGCUUGCUCAAGACUUUCCAAUACCGAAAUAAUCCAUAACGCCAACAACAUUUGUCAGUAUCUGCAUGAGCACCCCGAAAAAGACUGCCUUCCAAGAGCUUAUUACAUGCUUCCUACCCUUCAGAUCAUGCUUACACUUAACAUACCAGACGUUUCUGCUUGUGUGUAUCGCAUCAUAAGGAAUUUAUUUACAGAUCCUUCAGCAUUCGUCAUAUUCCAAUCACUAAAUUUGACUUGGUUGCUUUCAAAAUCUAUCAUAUCAGCAGGACCCACUUAUGAGGCGGAAAAGGCUCAGGCAUUUCGAUUAAUUCGUACGCUCUAUGCCUUUUCGUGUACUGAAGAACAUGAGCGUAUGCUUUUAGGAAUUACUCAUACGUUAAUAGCUAUAUGUGAACAUUCAUCAGAUGCGAAUAGAGGUAUCGCAAGUGAGACGUUGAUUGAAUUAAUGAUUUUAAAACCUCAAAUAUUGUUACGAGCUAAUGGGUUGAGAGUGUUGAUUUCUUCUCUUGUUGAUGGUUCCGUUUCAGAGGACUUAGCAGCGACUUCAGCGUUGGCCCUCAUUUAUCUGCUAGACAAUCCCGAAACUUGUCGUUAUCUGAGCUUACCUUAUGAUAUCGGAAUAUUAUUAUCACCAUUCACUUCACCCAGCCUAUACGAUUUAUACAGUCCUUCCGGCGGUCAGCCAGAACAGACCUCUAGAGCUAUUAGAUCAAGUGCGAAAAUUAUUUCUGUCCUUUUAAAUUCUUGGCCUGGACUUCUGGCUUUCUCCACCGAGGAUUUCCAAGCGCUUCGAUCCCUUGUAGAUUCCCUUCGGGUUCCGACAUUCACCGCCCGCAAUGAUAUAAUAGACUUAUUUUUGCUAAUUUUUAAAGUCGAUCGUUCGACUGUUCAUGAAACGUGUAUAAUCGCAGGAAAGAAGCAUUUUCCCGCAAAAGGUCAGAAUAUUAUUGAAGAAAUUGAAGCCAGUACCCUCAACUUAUGCGACGGCUCUUACAGAAAAUUUCUAGCUCUAAACCACCAUUUCACGGCUCUCUUAUUAUUCAUCUUUCUGGAAUUGGGUUUAGUAGAAUCAAUUGUAUGUGUGAUUCGUGCUAAUGAUGAUCAAACCCUUUGCAAAAAGGCAACAUAUCUACUUGGUGAAGUAUUACGUCUUUCUGAUCAGUUACUUCCUAUACAGCUAGGUGCUAAGAUUCAGUCGCUUCCCUCCUUAUUCAACAUGGCUUCUAAAUUUACCGCUGAGGAUAGGUUUGUUGCUACUUCAGUCCUUCAAUCAAUCGAAAGCUUGAAUCGUGCCAAAUGCCAGUCGGAAAUAGUUCAUCGUUCAUUUAAUGCCCAUGAGGUAGGCCUGUCUGGGAAUACUUAUAGAGGUCAACGGCAGGUUGAGCAUGUUAAAUUGAAGAUGGGAUUGCAGAUUGAUGAUUCGCAUUUUAGGAACAUGCUGGCGGAGACGAAUGUCCUUACUACAAAAAAUUACCAAAAAUGGAGAUGGGACACGCUAGCACAAAUUAUGGAGGGGCCUCUUCUGAGCCAUAAGAGAAUAGAUGAGACUCUUCGUACAACAAAAUUCAUUAAAAGACUAUUGUCUUUUUAUAAGCCUUUUUCAGACCGCUUUUCAUCCAUAAAAAAUACUACGGCUAAUCAUAAGUAUAUAAACGUCGGGUGUUUGGUGUUCAAGACGCUUUUGGCAAACCCCGAAGGGGUCAAAUAUUUAUCAGAAAGUAAACUUAUAAAACAAAUUGCUGAAGCUUUAUCACAACUAGACGAAAAUUCUGGCCAAGUCGCGAAUCCAAUUUUUUCUAAGCAACGCUUACAAACAACUCUUGUGCAUGGUUAUUUUUCAAUGCUUAAAGUUCUUUCAAGUCAAAAAGAAGGGCAUGCUAUUUUGGAACGUUGGAGGAUAUUUACAACUUUAUAUCAUCUUGCUGAAAUUCGAAACAGAGAUGAUUUAUUAAUUUGUUUUUUAACGAAUGUCGAUUAUCGAUUGGAGGGCCACAGCAGAAUUAUAUUCUCAAAAGCGUUAAGCACGGCGCAACAAAGCGUUCGAUUACGAGCAACACGACAUCUGUUGACGUUAAUUAAUUCAGAAUCAGGAAACGACAACUUGAAUCAUUGGGCUAUCUCGCUGCUGAUAUUUCAAUUGUAUGACCCCUCUUUAGAAGUUUGUCAAAUUGCUGUGAAAGCGUUAGAUGAUGUAUGUGCUAAAAAUGAAAGCUUGCUUGCUCAAGUAGUUCAGUUACAACCAUCUUUGGCUCAUUUAGGUGACAUAGGCUCACCUUUGUUAUUGAGAUUUUUGGCUACCACUAUCGGCUUUCAUUACCUUUCCGAAAUUAGUUUUAUUGAGCACGAAUUAGAUAAUUGGUACCACCAUCGAAACGAAGUCUAUGUUGAUUUAAUAGAACAAAAUGGAUUUUUGACAUUUAUUUCUAGCAUGGAUAUUGCUAACGCAGAAUUUACAACAAAUGGAGAUGAUAUUCUUCCAUUACAUUUCUAUGGAGAAUUAGUGAAAUCGCCAGAAGGUUGCUCGGUUUUAGAAAGCAGCGGACACUUUGCUUCCUUCAUGGACAUUUUAAAACAGUAUGACGGAAGUACAGAUUUGUUACGCAUUCGUCGUCUGAAAAGUGCAUUAUGGGCAAUUGGAAAUAUAGGAAAAGCCGAGACAGGUGCUUAUUUCCUUGAAGAGCAUGAUUCAGUACCUCUUAUUGUUAAAUUCGCCGAAGAGUCCUCUAUUCCUACUGUGCGUGGAACAGCAUUCUUUGUUUUGGGUUUAAUUUCGAGGACGGGUCGCGGUGUACAAAUUCUUUCGAACUUGCAUUGGUAUAGUUUAAUGUCGUUAAUGGGGACAUCCCAGGGUGUUUGUAUCCCAGUGCACGCAUGUCAAGUCUUGUCGGUUCCAGGAAAGGGUGCUGAUCACCUAAAUGAUAGAACUUUUACAUACCCUCCAUCAUCACUAGAUGAAACCCUAACAAACACUGAAAAGGAAGUGAUCAAAUGUAUUUCUAAUUUGUCAAAUCAUGUUUUGGCAAAUGAGGCAGCUCGUCAGUUGACGAAAAUCCGAUCUAAAAGCCCGCGACUUUUCUUGUCCAAGCGCCUUGCCAAGUUUUGUUUCAGUAUUCUAGAGCAGUACCAUUUUCGUGUUCAGAUAUUGCAAUUUAUUUAUGAAUUGUUUCCCCAUUCCGCUCUUUUGGCGUUUGUUGAGACGAAUGAAUUACCGCCGAGAAGCUCGGGGUCUAAUUCCUCUGCUGUAUCUUGAAAUUUUUUUGGGAUAUUCGAGUUCUUAAUUUUGUUUUCUUGUACUUGUAUAAUUUCACUUGACAUUUCAUUGUCGUUUUAGUUAUUUGUCAUAUAUCAUUCUUUAUAGUUAGUCUUUUAUGAAUAUGUUAAUCGUUUUUUCACCUUGG